AUGAUAUCUUCACGAAUUAGCAACAGAUUUCCCUUGCUCCUAAGGAGCUCGCUGGCCACUCACAAAACUGCCUAUCGUUUUAAUUCAACCAUUCCUAAACCAAGCGAUCAGAUACCUGACGUCGAUGCAUUUCUAACCAAGAUCGGUCGAAAUUGUAACGAAUUGAAGGAUACGUUCGAAAAUAAAUGGGACAAUCUUUUCCAAUGGGACUCUAAGACACUGAAGGAAAAAGGCGUGAAUAUUCAACAAAGAAAGUAUAUACUGAACCAAGUCCAGAACUACCGUAACAAUAGGCCAAUUCACGAAAUUAAACUGGGCAAGAAGUCAUUCUUUGGUGGUGAGAGGAAGAGAAAGGCAUUUACUGCUAAAUGGAAAGCUGAAAAUAAACAAUAG
Molecule: messenger RNA, 393 nt
Organism: Saccharomyces paradoxus
Lineage: Eukaryota; Fungi; Ascomycota; Saccharomycetes; Saccharomycetales; Saccharomycetaceae
Gene: FYV4
Product: mitochondrial 37S ribosomal protein mS41
Exons: 1
Coding region: 1-393 (130 amino acids)
Cellular component (GO): mitochondrion
Source: RefSeq, a predicted model, not a curated record